This is a messenger RNA of Bactrocera oleae (olive fruit fly), 1331 nucleotides long. RefSeq lists its product as uncharacterized. The record is from RefSeq and is a predicted model, not a curated record. Lineage: Eukaryota; Metazoa; Arthropoda; Insecta; Diptera; Tephritidae.
GCAUUGGAACAGACAAAUAAGCCAUUUCAUAUGGUUUGCCACAUUUUUCUUUGUAAUUUUUCAUUAAUACCUGUUUUUGAUAAUAAACAUCAUUAAAUAACUUACCUACAAUGUACCAAACAUUUAUUAAAAAACCAAAUUCUUACACGAUUUCGAUCAAUAUACCGUUUAUCGAUUUUUUACUUGCACAUCAGCUGAUUGCUUAAGUUCCAAGCAAUCGUUGAAGUAAAAUAUUGAUAAGACUUUUGACAUUUUGCGUAAGCAAAUUCUUAAGCGCACCGUUUAAAAAUGGGACAAAAAAUUGAAUCCGAAUUCUAUUUGAAACUAAUAAAAUCAGUGCGCGAGAAACCAAUUCUGUAUGAGAAAAGUCAUAAAAACUAUUACAAUAGAACUAAACGCAAUGAAGCUUGGCAAGAUGUGUCUAACCAAACAGAUCGAUCAGUUAGUGAAUGCAAAGCGCGCUGGAAGUUGUUGCGCGAAAGAUUCUGCAAGCAAAUGAAAAGAGCCGAUGGGUUUAUGCUAAUAGGCAAUGGCGAGACUGAUGAAAAUGAGUGGGAAUACUACAAAGAAAUGAUUUUUCUAAAAGAAUCAAUAGUACCGCGUCGAUCACAUAGAGAAAAGGAUUUAAGUUCCAGCUUAGAAGAGCCCAUAAUAAAUGAAAUGUUUAUAAAUGUGAAUGCAAUAACAGAAGAUGAAUCAAAUUCGUCCAAUUCCAAUUUAUCAAAGUGCACUAAGCGUUCGUUUGAAAGCAACAAGUCGGCAGGAUUCGACUUGGCGCCCUUGAAAAUUGAACGUAUAAUGAAUACCGAUAUUCUUAAUUCCAAUAAAUACGAAAGUAAACGUUCUACAGCUAACUGCAAUAAACAAAUUGGUACGGCAAUGGAAGAUCUAGCUGAUGAAUUAUUUGUGAAAAAUAUAGCAAAUUUAAUACGUGACCUGCCAAUAGAAAUUAAGGAUCGCUUUCAAGCGGACAUGUAUACGGAAGUAUACCGUUUGCGAGGACUUUAUCGGAACUGCUAAAAUAAGAAAAAUUAGCAUUUUAACAUAAUCUGUAACGUAAUUAUGUGCCAUACGCUUAUUAUAUCUCAUUUGUAUGUUUUUGUUACCUACUUCGUUAUAUUAUUACUUACGUACCUGUAUGUUCUUGGAUUUAGUUGAGAAAUAUUUGUUAGCUUGUAAAUUUUUUUUAUAAAAAUAAUGAGUUUUAAAUAUUGAAACCAGCGACUCUAUGUUUUAUUCAUAUAUUCAGAUUCAAAUAUACGUAUUUAUUAAUAAAUUCGUGCAAUGAAGCAAGAGCAAGAGUUCUCAACAUUUGCAUAUACUGCAAUGUA